This is a messenger RNA of Phaeodactylum tricornutum CCAP 1055/1, 2723 nucleotides long. RefSeq lists its product with no specific name. Bases 26 to 2650 code for a protein of 874 amino acids. NCBI's taxonomy places the organism in Eukaryota, Bacillariophyta, Bacillariophyceae, Surirellales, Neidiaceae. The transcript is spliced from 6 exons. The record is from RefSeq and is a predicted model, not a curated record.
GGUUCUACAGAGUCUGUACACUACGAUGGUGUAUACAACACGGUGUCACUGUAAAACGCAUCGUUGCCCAGUGUGUAACGAGGGCUCCGUCCAAUCCAGCAGGAUACAUAGGUAUCGUGCUGUGGAUGGUUCCAAGAGCAACGUGGUGGAUAUAUAUAUAGAUAGAUGGUCUUGGAAUACGAUGCACUCGGGGGAGCGGUUGACGGACAACCAACCCCUGCCGUCGAAUGCACGUUUUGGAAUCAUCUCUAUUCGAGUAUGGGUGGUACGGUACACACCCGUCCAUCGGCUAGUUGGUAGUAAUCCCAAGGAACGGAACACCCUGGGUGUAGGAAAGCCCUUUUCCUGGUUUGGUACGGUUGCGAACGAUUGUAUCGUGCUGGGUAGAUUCUUCCGGGACACGAGAUUUCCUAUGUGUAGACGGGACAUCUUCAUGUGCUAUCCGAAGUCGUCCGUACCCCCUUACACCCCCACAAAGCUCGAAGUGGGGGGGAAUCGUAGGGACGAGCUUUUCCAGGGAUUUCCGGACGAAGUGGGCGCUGCUUCGGAUACCAUACCGGCAAGGCAGUAUGGUAUUUGGCAUUCUUGGAAAGUGUGCAAGGAACGCCUCGGACUCUUCUGGUACCCAAGCCCCGCCAGUCCAGUUGGCACGAGUCGAGAGGUCCCGUCCGCGCCGGCCCCAACGUACGCGUCGUACGUACCGAAACGCACUGCAAGUCUUGGGAACGAGCCGAGUGUUGGCCGGCAUGCGGACCAGGAACCCCGGGAGCCGACGUUCCGCGACCGCGAAAGGCUUCUCGUGUCUCGCGUGCCGGACAAUUUUCGUCCAGCGGUUGAGGGGGUGCGGACAAUGUUGGGUUCCAGAAUUGCAAGCACUACGGUGUUGGUUACGGCGUUGUUGGCGUGGACCAUGCCGGAGACGCAGGCUCGUUUCACUCCGAUCGUCACGUACGCCCCCAUGACCAAGGUGACGGACGUGGCGGCGUUGGACCUCGACCAGAACGAACUGGAGCGACAACUGGGGGUCGGCGCUUUGAAUAACGCCCGUGCCGUCUACGAACGCGGCGGUAACUCGUUGUCCAUUGCCAAUCUAACCCUCGUCAACCCACCGGGUCCCAUGUCGUACCCGCAAGGAACGCAAGUUCUCGGCCGAACCAAGGGCUCGGCCAACACCACCGUUCUCGGAAUUCUAGUCGACGAAAGCGUGACGUGGGGUGCCAACCCUGGAAACGUUACCAUCCACGUGCAACCUACUCCGACUGCCAAUCCGGUGGACUCUGGACCUUUAGUGAAGCGAACCUCAACGGUUACUCACCCUUUGCCGUUCCCCUUGCUUCUUCGCGUGGCAAAUCGUAUCCCAGGCUACAAUGAUCAAGGUCAUGUUACGCUGGUGCCCCCCGGUGAAUCUGCGAAUCGCGGCGACAAGCUCGCCUACAAGUACGAUAUUCGACAGGACAACUGGAACCUGCGUACGCUCCAGAGUCUCAGUACCAACGCGGAUACUUCCAUGAGACCUUGCCCCGGAUGCCCCUUUUACGCAGACUUUCAGACCUUUGUCAACUACUACGAAACGACCGAGUACGCCGACUCGUGGAUCAUGGCGGCGGCACUCAACCGAUCCGUCGCCUUUCCCUCCGGUCGAGGAAACGCCAAUUUUGGCGCCGCCUUUACCAGCGGCAGCAAACUUGGACUCGCCGAAGCCGUCAAGAAGGGAACAGCCUACAUGAGCGUCUUUAUGCAAAUCAUUCGGGAUCUCGAAGACGCCAUGACGGACUGUGACAACAAGUGCGACCCCGACGACCUCUCCUGUCAGGAUAUUGGAGCGGAAGCGGUCCAUUCAUUGGACGCCGCUGUCGCUCUCUACGCCGGAUCGCUAGAAGGGACUGAUGGGACGGAGAACAGCGGAGUCAUGCCUUAUGCACUCGCCAACAGACGGGCCGCUGAUUUCCGCACCGGUGGACCUCAAGGCGAACGCAGCUCCGGUACCGCCCACGUCAACUACGAGGUUAUCAAGGAGUUCAAGCACGCACAGACCAGGCUCCUGGCAGAUGAGUGCAAUUUGGCGCGUCAAAACAAGUGGCGCAUUGUCAAUCUCAUGAAGGUCCCGCUGGUCCAGGGUGUCCUGCGGUACGCCUACAUGCGUGAUUUCAACAACCCCAGUGACGCGCCCACCAGAGAAAAGGAGCAAGCCGAGGGCGCCACAUUUGCCGCCGCACUCUUGCCAUUCGUGCACAAGUGCGAUACCGCAGACGCUACUUUGAUUUACAACAACAUGCGCAUCGGAUCCGAUGCGAAUAAAGUCGUCUUUGCCGAUGUCAAGGCCGCCCUGGAGCGCAACUACGGUUGCAUGGGAAUCAGCUGUCCUCUGGUGGGCGGAUUCCACAAUGGACAAGACUACGAGCUGGGUGCGACGCCGUGUACCGAAGGAACUCUACAGGGCCCCGCGGCACCCGAUUUCUCCCAAUUACCGUCCUCCAGCGGGGGUUCGGGCGGAGGUAACGCUGGUGUGGCGGUCGGCUGGAUCCUUGCGGUAUGUCUGGCUGGUGUUGUGGGCUUUAUGGCCUACCGACGAUUCGGCAAACGCAAGAACAUCGCCGACGUCAUGAAGCCGCCAGCGAACAAUUUGGCGGCCGUCUCCGAAAUCGCCUAAGAUGCACCGAGGAUAAAACUUUUAAAAGUGCAUACCAAGGAGAUACUAUAUACUAUAAGAAACUGGUUUUGAG